Molecule: messenger RNA, 1338 nt
Organism: Podospora pseudocomata
Lineage: Eukaryota; Fungi; Ascomycota; Sordariomycetes; Sordariales; Podosporaceae
Exons: 4
Coding region: 1-1338 (445 amino acids)
Biological process (GO): DNA repair; DNA alkylation repair
Cellular component (GO): nucleus
Molecular function (GO): ubiquitin binding; dioxygenase activity; zinc ion binding
Source: RefSeq, a predicted model, not a curated record
AUGGAUGCCUUUGUGACCAGGCGGCCACAGAAACGCAAAACAAGCGACGACUUUGCCGUGGAAUCGCAUGAAGAAUCGACAGACAUCAAACUGGCGAUUCUAGCUUCCCUUCAUCCUGAUAUCGAACAAGAAAUGCUUCUUGAUAUUCUUUUAGCGCACGACGGCGAUGUCCAGGCCACAUCCAACACCCUCAAAUCACCAUCUACCCCUCGAUCUGUCAAAAAGACUGCCAACAACAGAAUAGCAGGACAAACAUCCCUACGAGCCUUCGCUAUCGACCCAUCAUCCGGCGAGCCAUCCCCAAAGAAACCCAAAAUUCUCUCCAAAAAAGGCCAAACACUACACCUCUACGACCCGCAAGACAUAAGCGAGCACACCCCCUGCACCAUAAUCCACAACUUCCUCCCCGCCCACGAAGCCAACGAGCUUCUAUCCGAACUCCUCGAAGAGUCCAAAACAUUCCAAAAGGCAUCCUUCAAACUAUUUGACAACAUCGUCUCCAGCCCCCACACCUCGGGGUUUUACGUUGGCAGUCAGAAGGAACUGCAAGAGCAGAAGGAUGACUACCACUAUAACGGUGGCAGGAUCAGCGAUGUCCGCACCCUGACACCAAAACUAGAAGCUGUACGGGGGCGAGUGCAAGAGACAGUCAAUUCGGCAAUUGAAGAGCACAUUCGCACUCAUCACGGUGGUCAGAAGCCAAGACAUCAGCCUUCCGAGCCUUGGUGUGCGAAUGCAGCUUUUGUGAAUUGUUACAAUGGGCCGCAGGAGAGCGUUGGUUGGCACACCGACCAACUAACCUACCUCGGCCCCCGCCCCACAAUUGCAUCCCUUUCCCUAGGCGUAACCCGCGAGUUCCGCCUCCGUCGUAUAUCUUCUUUUCUGCCCUCUUCCACAUCUGACAAUCCUGAUCCAAACCUCCAAGGCCAAGUCUCGCUCCCCCUCCCCCACAACUCCUUGUUGAUCAUGCACUCCACCACCCAAGAGGAAUGGAAACACUCUGUGUCACCUUCCCCAACCCUAACCCCGCACCCUGUGUCGGGCAAUAUCAGGAUCAACAUCACCUACCGCCACUAUCGCUCUGCUUUUCACCCGAAAUAUACACCAAAGUGUCACUGCGGUGUGCCAGGGGUGUUGAGGGUGGUGACGAACGACACCAAGCAAGCAAACGGUGAGAGGGAGAGGAAGGAGAAUCGGGGGAGGUAUUUCUACAUGUGCCACGCGGGUAACGUACCCGACCCUACCAAAAAGAAGUGCGGGUGGUUUUUGUGGGGCGAUUUCGACCAAGAUGGAAAUCCGAGGGGUCUAAAUAUGGCCAAUCAGAGCAAGCCGGGGUGA